AUGAAUAAUUCCGAAGCAGCAUCUUUAGUUCGUCUCAUAUCUAGAUGCACAAUCAAACCAUACCUCCAUAUUUCCGAGAAAACACCAAAACAACAACCACAGCAACAGCAAAUAUGCCAAUCUACUCCAUGGGAUAUUUCCUUAAUCUCUGCACAAUACAUCCAGUUCGGUCUUCUCUUCUCCAAGCCGCCACUCUCGCCAGCUUUAUCAUCGGUUGGUCAUGAUGUUGGUGAUCAAAAGGUCCAUCCAAAUACCAUCAUUGAUCAACUAAAGAACUCCCUAUCCCAAACAAUUGCUGAGUUCCUUCCUCUUACCGGCCGGUUUGUGACUAAUAAACAUGGCAACUCACCUUCAUACAAUAUUUCAAUAAACCAUACCAAUAACUCGUCUGGAGGUGUCGAAUUCAUACAAGCUGUUGCGCCCGCAGUAACCUUAAACCAUAUCCUUUCCCCACUCUAUGUGCCACCAAUUGUCAGAUCAUUCUUUGCCUCUUAUGAUGAAGGAGAGAUGACAACAAUCAACUACGACGGUCAUACCAUUCCUUUGCUCACGGUACAAAUAACUGAGCUUGUAGAUGGUUAUUUUAUUGGCUGUUCUAUAAAUCAUUCUGUUGUGGACGGAACCUCCUUUUGGCAUUUUUUCCAGAUGUGGGCGGAAACAUGUAGCAAAAAUGAAAAUGAUGUCCGGUUACUAUCGCGACCACCUAUCAUCAAGCGUUGGUUUUUGAAGGAACAUCAAAACGAGGUGGUUGAUGACGAUAAUGAUAUCGCCAACGUUCCUUUAUCCUCUCAUCCUGACGAGCUUAUAAGGAGAUAUCCACCUCCACCUGAUCUUGUAGAAAGGAUCUUCCAUUUCUCAACCAAAUCUAUGUUACAACUAAAAACCCGAGCAAACAACGAGUGUGGAACAAAUAAAAAUAUAUCUGCUUUCCAAGCCCUGAGUGCCCUAGUUUGGAGAUCAUUAGCACGGGCUCGUUGUUUAGAUGAAGAGCAAGAAACAUCUUGCGCGGUGUGCGUUGAUGAUAGAUGGAGAGUGAUGCCUCCACUGUCCUCGGACUCCUUUGGAUGCUACAUCGGCCUGGUGACUGGUAAAAUGAAGACAAAGGAGCUACUUGGUCACAACCUUGGGUCAGCUGCUUUGGUUCUGCACAAGGUUAUAGCUGAUCAUACAGAUGAAAAGAUACGGAGGUGGUUUAGUGACUGGAAGAAAGAACCCAAGAUUGUUCACCUCGGACCGGACUCUGAACGGUCUACUGCUGUCAUUGGAAGUUCACCAAGAUUCGACAUUUAUAGCUGUGAUUUUGGUUGGGGUAAGCCCUUGGCAAUGCGCACUGGUUGGACUUAUAAGUUCAGUGGGAAUGUUUGGGCGAACCCAGGUCGAGAUGGAAAAGGGAGUGUGGAACUCGAAAUCUGUCUCUCUCCAAAAGCCAUGUCUGCACUUGAGUCUGACGAGGAAUUCAUGAACGCAGUUUCAGCACAUCCAGUUUAA
Molecule: messenger RNA, 1488 nt
Organism: Papaver somniferum (opium poppy)
Lineage: Eukaryota; Viridiplantae; Streptophyta; Magnoliopsida; Ranunculales; Papaveraceae
Product: protein ENHANCED PSEUDOMONAS SUSCEPTIBILTY 1-like
Exons: 1
Coding region: 1-1488 (495 amino acids)
Source: RefSeq, a predicted model, not a curated record